AUGAAGGACACUGCUGCUGCCUCUUUAAACUCUCCCCGCCUUAGGCGGCUCCCUUCUGGUCAUUAUAGACGUAUUGCUGCAGGGGACGAGCUGCCCCUGAUGCAGCUGCUGCUGUGCAGCUGCAUGCAAGCAGCACCAGAGUACGAGCUCCUAUACGAGAGCCCACGGGGCCCCACAUCUUACCGCAGCAGCAGCAGCAGCAGCAGCAAGCGCCCUGCCCGCAGCAGCAGUCAUAAGCUGCGGCAACAAAAGUCACACAAAGAGCAGCAGCAGCAGCCACAGCAUCAAGAAACGCUGCAGCACAAAUUGUCCAGCAAGCAGGAGCAGCACGAGCAGCAGGAGCACCAGCAGCACCAGCACAAAAGCAUUACCUGGGCAGACGCCGGAGGCCCCUCUGAGCACAGCGCAGACACAUCUGCGGAUACAGCGCAGCAGAGUGUGCUGCAGGACCAAAGCAGCAGCAGCAGCAACGGCAGCAGCGGCAGCGCCAGCCGCAGCAGCAGAAGCAGCAGCAUACUUGCUGCUGUUGCUGAUGCUGCACCUCCACCAGAGGAGCCUUCAAUAACUCCGUCAGAAACAACGCCAAGGGUAGCUCCUGCAGCAGCAGCACCAGCAGCGCCACCAGCAGCAGCACCAGCAGCAGCACCAGCAGCAAGCAAGCAGCAAGAAGUGCCCCGUGCUGUGUCCCUUAAGAAAAAGGAGACAGGUGGAUUAGGGAGACAAACAAACAGCAGCAUAAGAAGUGCAGACAGCAGCAUAAAGAAAGAUGCAGCAAAGAGAAUCAGCAGCAGCAGCAGCAGCACGUACUACAUAAAGAAGCGCAGCAGCAAACCUGUAGCGCCUGUUGCAGCAGCACCGAUGCAGAAAACCCUUAGUAAAGAGCAGCAGCAGCAAGCUGCUGUUGCUGCUGCUACACAACAACUGCAGCAAAGGCAGCAAUCCGUGCAGCGGCUAAGAUCUAAGAUUGCUCAUCAGCAGCAAAAAGCUGCUGCUGCUGCUGCUGCUGCUGAAGGACCAGAUCAUUCUCUUGCUGAAAAAAUCGAAGUCGAUAUUGCUGUAUUCACAGGGCAAGUAGAACUAGAAGGAGACAAAGCGCAAAUGUUUUUGCUUUGCGGAUUCCUCAAUGACAGUCUUGGAGACCUAUUGAAUCAUACUCGUAAUCGUACCGAGCCUGUUUCCUUUCAUCCAACAGAUGAAGAACUUCAACUUCAUGUUACUCAUAGGUUUGUAUUACCAUUAGAUCAAGAAGCAGCAGCAAUAAGAUUAACAUUAAUAAUAACACAAGAGGUAGAGGAGACAAUAAAAAAUACAAGAAAAAGGACAUGGAAAUUAAGAGACUUUGGUUGUAUUAUUAUUCCUCUUGUUAAUCUUAAACAACCUAAUACGAUUGAUUGGUCAUCUUAUCCUGUCUCUGUCUCUGCUGCAUUUUCUGGGCGUGGUACUGGUAGUCUUCGUUGUAAGUUAACUUCUUACCUACAGAAUGAUGGACCUCCUAUCCCUCAAGACACCAUUGAACCCUUCCAACCCCCGCAAGGAAUAACAAAAAUUCGCAAUAUUAGAGAAGAAGGGCAGCAUGCAGCAGCAGCACCUUCUCCUGUACGCAUGCGCAGACUGAGCAGCAGCAGCAGCAGCAACAGCAGCAGCAGCAGCAAAGGGUGUGGGGUUGUAUAUGCAACAAAGAAUGGGGAUGUAAUAGAUGGCAGAGAUCUCCUUAGAAGUUCUUCUUCCUUAGAUUGCUCCCUGCAGCCAUCGGGGGCCCUUACACACACCUGGCAGCUGCAGCACAGGCAGGCCUCCUUGCUGCUAAAGCAGCUGCAGCGGCAGCAGCACAAGCAGCAGCAGAAGCAGCAGCAGGAGAAAAAAUUCGGUGUACACGCGGAAGAGGAGACAGUAAAAGGGUCAUUUACCAGCAGCGGCCGCAGUACCCCACAGUCGCUGCUGCGUAGCUUAUCUCCUCGCGUGCAGCGACUGCAGCAGCAGCAGGCCUUUUCUCAUGACACACACAACGACACAGAAGGAAUUCCCACUUAUGCAAUGAAUCGGCGGGCAGUUGUUGAGGCCCCCACAUGCAAUGCUUCUCUUCCUUGGGCAUGCUGCAGCAGCACUACCAAUAGAGGCAGCAGCAGCAGCAGCAGCAGAAGCUUCAAAAAACAGCCAACCCAAUGCUCCCUCUCAAGCGUGUACCAGGAAGAAGGGAGCCUCUGCAGCAGCCGCAGCAUAGAUGACACUUAUAGCACCAUCAGCAGCAGCAGCAGAAGCAGCAAGAGCAACAGCAGCAGCAGCUAUGCACCUCCUCCCAAAGCAAUUAGCCCUCCCCUUAAAAAGGCAGCUCAGCUACGCCGACCGCACCAAUCGCAGCUGCAGCAGGAAAAGCAGCAACAACAGCAGCAGCAACUGCAGCAACAACAGCAGAAGCUGGUAUUGCUGCAGGCCUCUCGGAAACAGCAGCAACGGAGGCCGGUGGUGCUGCACGCGAAGCAACAGCAGGAGCAGGAGCAAGAACAACAACUGCUACAGCAACAGCCGCCGCAGCAGCAGCAGCCGCAGCAGCAACAGCAGCAGCCUAUCUCUGCUGAACUGCGGGAUUUAUCUCUAGGGAUGAAGAGCCUCUUAGAAGAAAUUCGGUUCAAUACCCGCAGACUGCAGCAGCGGCAGAAGCAGGAGGAGGACGAGCAGCAGGAGAAGCAGCAGCAGAAGCACCACCAGCGGGUACUACCUGCAGUUCCCAAGGCAAGGAGACUGAGUGCAGCAGAACUGCAGAAGGAGCAGCAGCAACUACAGCACGACCAGCAAAGCUGCUUGGCUAUUCGCCAUGGAUUCACGAGGCCUUCAUUGGCUGGCAGGUGUUGA
Messenger RNA from Eimeria maxima, 2850 nucleotides. RefSeq lists its product as hypothetical. Gene Ontology annotation, biological process: regulation of transcription by RNA polymerase II. Bases 1 to 2850 code for a protein of 949 amino acids. Lineage: Eukaryota; Apicomplexa; Conoidasida; Eucoccidiorida; Eimeriidae. The record is from RefSeq and is a predicted model, not a curated record. The transcript has 7 exons.